AUGGUUCGCGUCAUUAUCAAGGGUGGUGUCUGGAAGAACACCGAAGACGAGAUUCUUAAAGCUGCUAUCUCCAAGUAUGGUAAGAAUCAAUGGGCCCGUAUCUCUUCACUCUUGGUCCGCAAAACUCCAAAACAGUGCAAGGCAAGAUGGUACGAAUGGCUCGAUCCAUCCAUCAAAAAGACCGAAUGGUCCAGAGAGCAAGAUCACAAGCUUCUCCACCUCGCCAAACUCAUGCCCACUCAGUGGCGCACAAUAGCCCCUCUCGUCGGACGAACGGCGAAUCAGUGUCUCGAGCGAUACCAAAGGCUUCUCGAUCAAGCAGAGGCCCAGGACAACCAAGCAGCAACUAGCUCUCUCCCUCUCACUGGCACUGGCGAGGCCGUACCUAGCGCUGAUCAUGUUCGUCGUCUUCGACCGGGCGAGAUCGACCCGGAUCCGGAAACAAAACCAGCAAGGCCUGAUCCCAUCGACAUGGACCAAGACGAAAUGGAAAUGCUAUCCGAAGCCCGUGCUCGUCUCGCCAACACACAGGGCAAGAAAGCCAAGCGCAAAGCCCGAGAGCGUGCGCUUGAAGAAGCGCGUCGUCUCGCCAUGCUUCAGAAGCGCAGAGAGCUCAAAGCAGCCGGCAUCACCAUCAAGCAAAAGCCAAAGAAAGGCGCAAUCGAUUACAAUGCCGACAUCCCCUACGAGAAGAAGCCCCUUCCUGGUUUCUACGACACAAGCCUAGAAGCUUCCAAAUCCUACAAGGCCCCAGUAGGAAAGACGUUGCAGGAGCUCAAUAGCAGGCACUCAGCUCCUCACGACCCGACCAGGAACAAACGUCAGAGGCAAGCCGAGGAGAAGAACGAGCAGGCUAAAGCAGCAAUUGCAGAUCGAAACGAGCAGCAGAUCCGUAAGCUCAAGGAAGCCGAGCAAAUCACCAAAAGACGCAAGCUCAACCUCCCUGCAGCACAAGUCGGUCAAGAUGAGUUGGAAGCCAUCGUCAAGAUUGGACAGGCGGCCGAGCGCGCGCACUCCCUGGUGCAACAAGGCUCCACCGACGCCACGGGAGGCCUUCUCGAAAAAUACCCGGCACUCGAUUCGGCCCAAACUGCUCGCACACCCCAGGUCGCAGCUGACGAGGAUGCAGUGAUGAGAGAAGCGCGCAAUCUUGGCCUCAUGUCUUCGACACAAACCCCUCUUCUCGGCGAUGCCAACGCCGACUUGCCAUCUUCCCAAUCAGCCACUGAUCAGACUCCCGCAUCUUUCGUGGUCCAAACGCCAAAUCCGCUUCUCACUCCUGGCCUCAGGAACGGAAGCAGUACCCAGCUCCAAGGGCCUAACCGAUCCAUUGCCGACGCUAGUACACCUGAAAGGACACCGUUGCGCGACAACCUGGCACUCAAUGUCCAGCAGAGAGGCUCAGCGGAAUACGAGACUCCAGGAGAUCUCAGGCGUGCGCGCCACACGGCCCAGUCUCAUCUCAGGCAAGGUCUCUCCUCUUUGCCAGCGCCCAAGAACGAUUUCGACAUUGUUGUAGAUGACCAAGAUUCUGAAGCCGAAGCAGGCUCAAGCAGAUCUGAGCAUGACAUUCCUCUGAGCGAGCAAGACGCAGCGGAACGAGAGGCAAGAAUCGCACGUGAAGCAGCUGAGCAAGAGGCAAAGGCCGAGGCGAGACGGAGCCAAGUGGUGCGACGCAACCUUCCACGACCGGCAGAGGUCCAUCUGGCUCGCUUGACCAAGCAAAUUGAGAGAGAUUACCGUGAUCGCGUAGAGAUUCUGGUAGCUCAGCAGACGGCAAGGCUUCUGCAUCACGAUGCCAACAUCCAUCCGAUUCCUGGAGGUAAACAUCCUCAACCAGAGUCGGUUCAACUUGACGCUCUCUCAGAUGCCUCGCUGGCUGCGGCGAGGGAGCUGAUGCGUGUAGAGUUGGCCAACCAGCUAGGUUUCCCAGGCGCAAACGAGGAGGCGAUGCAACGAAUCGUAGGCGCUUCGCUGGAUGAUGACGAGGAGGCUCUAAACCACUUGGAGGCAGCCUUGAAGCAGAGGUGGGCAGAUCAGAGGAGCGACAAGUCAAAGCUGAUCCACGACUUGACACUAGCGCGGCAAAAGAUGGCGGAAGCUGCUUCGCAAGCGUCGAAAGGUGAGAAAGUGCUCAUGAAAGUCUUGGCUGGUUACAAGGUGAGAAGCGAGGCGCUUUGCUCAUCGGCCAAGCAGCAGUUCAAGGCCUUAGAAGAGGCGGCAAUCUCGCGCGAGACAUUUGAGCGUCUUGGUCGGCAAGAAGAGCGAGGCAAGCUGGAACGUCUAGACUCGCUGCGCAAAGAGGUCGAUCGCUUGGCACAUCGGGAAGGAUUAGCUCAAAGCACAUCCAAGUCGCUCCAAGACGAGAGGAAUGCUCUGCAGGAAGAGUGCCAGACGCUUGAAAGCGAGAUCAACAUGCGAGAGGCGGAAGCGCUCAACGAGACUGCCUUGUCGCAAUAG
This is a messenger RNA of Ustilago hordei, 2460 nucleotides long. RefSeq lists its product as uncharacterized. The transcript has a single exon. The record is from RefSeq and is a predicted model, not a curated record. Gene Ontology annotation, biological process: mRNA splicing, via spliceosome. NCBI's taxonomy places the organism in Eukaryota, Fungi, Basidiomycota, Ustilaginomycetes, Ustilaginales, Ustilaginaceae. The coding region runs from base 1 to 2460 and encodes 819 amino acids. Gene Ontology annotation, cellular component: Prp19 complex; spliceosomal complex.